UUCACACUCGGAUUUACAAAGCUGAAACAUCCAGGGAGUCCUUAUAAGCGGAACACAUGGCUGAAGGUGGCCAGCAAAACCAACAGCAUCAGCAAAAUGUAUAUCAUAUUAAUAUUGCUCUGAACGCUCUGCAGAAUCAAAGGGACAUAGAACAAACAAGGACAACUGAGAUUGCUGCAGGGGAGAUUGGACAGAUAAAUAUUCCACAUGCAGCUGAACAACAGAAUGUCGGACAACAACAGGCAGCUGACAACGUUCAACCAGAUAAUAUCGCUGAAGGUGUCGAUGCUUUGAAUUUGUCACCAAAAAAUACCAAGGCUUCUCAAAGUGGAGCAAUUGAAAAGAAAGGCGAUCCCAAAAAGUGGAAUGAUCAAACGAAGACGGUUAGAGAACCAACUCAGCCUAACCAUCCGCCACCUCGUACUCAAAUUAUCAACCCUCAACCAAAUCAAACUGCAGCCGUUCCAGGUGAUACGACUGCACAGAGUGUAAUUAAUGCUCCGAAGAUUUCGAUGCUGCGAAAAAAAUCUUCCAAAUUAUUCGACAAGUCUAAAUAUAAAGAAGCAGUCUCGAUCUUAGAAGAACUGGCAACCAUACAAAACCAUCAGGAUUUCUAUACAAUACUUAUGAUGGUCGAUUGUUUUAUACAACUUGGCAGAGAGAAGAGAGCAGAAAAAUCUAUCGGGAACCUACGAAAUAUCUUGAUGACGUCAUCAGUGACCAGUGCCGAUGACGUCAAAACCCUCGCGAUCGAUUUGAUUUCGAAUUCCGCUUACAUUCGCGCUAUAAUAUUGCUUCGAAUAGCAAGUGAUAUCUACAGAGCUCGCACAAUAUCCCCCGAUGAUGUAAUGAAUGGGAUUCAACUUUGUGCCCGUAAGACAUAUGAUGCCACUGAGCCAUUGAUAAAAGCCGGUGGUCGAUCCAAAAUUAUAGGAGUGGAUUACGGCAUAGAAUACAUGACAGAAAUGCUGGAUGAUAUUCGCGCAAUAGAAAACGCUGAUCCAGUGAAUAAAGCAAUACAAGAGGCUUGGUGCUUGGUUUACAUUGGACAUAACUAUUUACUGGCAGAUGAAGCAGAGAAAAGUAUAAAAAUAUAUAUGAAUGGACUGGAGGUUUUGGAGAAACAGUUCGGGUCAAUCGAUUCAAAAUAUAAAAUCUACGGUGUAUUGCUGCAUAAUAUCGGUAUAGGGUAUUAUAAUCUUCAUCAAUAUUCAGAAGCCGAAUCUUAUUAUAGUAAAGCCAUUGAUGCUGGUGAAAAGGCUUCAGAUUAUGGGAAUGAAACUGAAAAACAGGAAUGGAUUGAAUUGUCAAAUACUUGGCUGAAGAACACUCGCGCACAAUUAACCUGAUAUCCGCAUCGCAUAUUCGC
Molecule: messenger RNA, 1369 nt
Organism: Styela clava
Lineage: Eukaryota; Metazoa; Chordata; Ascidiacea; Stolidobranchia; Styelidae
Molecular function (GO): protein binding
Source: RefSeq, a predicted model, not a curated record